GAAGGGGGCGGUGGCUGGAGUUGGAGCUGAAGAUCAUUGCAGAUGUCGGAAUCAUCGGUGUCCCAAAUGCCGGAAAAUCGUCGUUUCUCUACGCAGUCACGGAGAAGAAGCCUCGCAUCGCCGCGUAUCCGUUUACGACCACGGUUCCGAAUUUAGGCUACUAUGACUACGACGUGCACGGCGGAAUCACUCUCUGUGACGUGCCGGGUCUUAUUGAAGGAGCCAGUGAGGGCCGAGGGAUGGGCUUCAUGUUCCUCCGCCAUGUCGAGCGAUGUCAGACACUCAUCCACGUGAUUGCCGGAGAUUCGGAGGACCCGAUCGGGGAUUUCGAGACCAUCCAGAAGGAGCUGCGGGACUACAGCACGGAGGUCGCCAUGAAGCCGCAGGUCAUCGUGGUCAACAAGUGCGACCUCCCCGAAGUUCAGGAGAGGCUGCCGGCACUGAUGAAGGAGCUCCGCAGGCGUUGUGGGCAUACGCGCGUCUUCAACAUCUCCGCGGCGACAAGGUACAACACCGACGAGCUGAUGGAGCGGGUGUACAAGUGGCACCGAACGGUGGUGCGCAAGGACUGGGAUGAAAAUGGCUCGCCCGCCUCAGAUGCCGCACACGUCGUUGGGAGGCGGGAGCUGACUCAGCUUGGUGGCAAGGUCGAGGAGGUGGGACGUGGAGAGCCAGUGGAACUGGACAAGGCCUUGCCCACAGGCCGCCGACAGAAGUCGGAGUACCAGGCGAAGGUGGAAUGGGAUGUGAUCGACGAGGCAUGGCGUGUCAUACACCCGGAGGUGGAGCAGGUUGCGCUCCGAACCGAUUGGACGUACACCGGUGGCUACGACCGCCUGAACAGCAUCAUGAAG
Symbiodinium sp. CCMP2592 is the source of this 854-nucleotide messenger RNA. Lineage: Eukaryota; Dinophyceae; Suessiales; Symbiodiniaceae. The record is from the annotation of a GenBank genome assembly.